Molecule: messenger RNA, 1164 nt
Organism: Triticum aestivum (bread wheat)
Lineage: Eukaryota; Viridiplantae; Streptophyta; Magnoliopsida; Poales; Poaceae
Product: 3-ketoacyl-CoA synthase 5
Exons: 2
Coding region: 1-1164 (387 amino acids)
Biological process (GO): fatty acid biosynthetic process
Cellular component (GO): membrane
Molecular function (GO): acyltransferase activity, transferring groups other than amino-acyl groups
Source: RefSeq, a predicted model, not a curated record
AUGUCCACCUUCCUCGAACACAUCCGAUUAUUUCCCAACUCUAAUAAAAACAUUGUCCACUUCAUGAAACGAAUGCUUGAGAGAUUAGGUCUCGGUAAUGAGACUUACUAUCCCCCUAGCGCAUGGUAUAUUCCUCCAGGCUACUGUCUAAGCAAAACUCGUGAUGAGGCAGAAAUGGUCAUAUUCACUAUUAUUGAUGAAUUAUUAGUGAAGACACGCCUCAACCCAGAUGUGAUAGACAUACUCAUCGUCAACUGCAGCCUCUUCAACCCAACUCCAUCCCUUGCUGACAUGAUCAUGAGAAAAUUCAAGCUUCGAGGUGACAUCCGGAUUGCACAGCUCUUUGGGAUGGGGUGCAGCACAGGGAUAAUUAGCGUGGAUCUUGCCAGAAACAUCUUGCAAACGAUGCCUUAUGGUGCACAUGCACUCGUGAUGUCCACGAAGAUCCUAACUGGACGGUACUACAUGGGGAGGAAGCAUGAUGACCCACAAAUGCUGGUGACCAAUGCAUUAUUCCGCACUAGCGGUGCUGUCGUGCUCCUUUCAACCUCGAGAACAAAAGCUCGCUUUCAGCUCUUGCACAUCACUCGGAAGUCUACUGGCGCCAAAGACAAUGCCUACCGUUGCGUAUUCCAACAAGAAGAUGAUGAGGGUUAUCUAGGGAUUCAUCUAUCAAAAGCCCUUUUGGAUAUUGCUGGUAAGGCUCUCAAGGACAAUCUCACCAUAACUGGACCACUUGUUCUCCCGAACUCAGAACUAUUGUCAUUUUUAUUCUCCUCCAUCACACGGAAGUUAUUCAACACAAGGACCGAGUUGUAUAUCCCUGACUUCAGCAAAGCCUUCAAGCAUUUUUGCAUCCAUGCUGGUGGACGAGUAGUGAUCGAUGGAGUUCAAAGAAGCCUCAGCCUAUCAUAUAAGCAUGUUGAGCCAUCAAGGAUGACACUGUAUCGGUAUGGGAAUACAUCAAGUAGCUCCUUGUGGUAUGAUCUAGCGUAUACUGAAGCUAAAGGCCAAAUGAGGAAGGGAGACCGAGUUUUAAUGGUUGGGUUUGGAUCUGGUUACAAGUGCAAUAGUGCCAUCUGGAAGUGCAUCCAGUCGAUCCAAAAUGUUGAUAGAGCAUGGGCAGAUUGCAUCCAUCGCUACCUGGUAGAUGUCUUCAAAUAG